Messenger RNA from Cucurbita pepo subsp. pepo (vegetable marrow), 1348 nucleotides. The record is from RefSeq and is a predicted model, not a curated record. NCBI's taxonomy places the organism in Eukaryota, Viridiplantae, Streptophyta, Magnoliopsida, Cucurbitales, Cucurbitaceae.
UCACCAAAAUGACGUUGGUUUUUAGGUUUAUCCAAUUUUGUCCAGCAACUACAGCAUCGAUGGCUCUCUGCGUUCCUUGAGCAGCGUUUGUCGCCGGCCUUCGUUCAGUCACCGUCGGUGAACGGAAGUUGUCGUCCUUCCGCCACAGUCGCCGUGAUCCCUAUCUGAAAUUUCUCUGGAAGAACUGAUCAUCUGACGUAUUUGCUAAAUCAAGCAUCUGGAACAAUAGCAAAGAUCUAAAGAAACUUCUGGGUUUUGUUUCUGAUAUAUCAGCUUCAUCUUAAGAAAUUCCAAUGGCGGAAAAUAUUUCUUCACAUGAUCAAAGAUCAGACAUAAUAAGUUCUAUGGAGAUCCCUUUGCCGGUUGAUAAGUUAGCGUUGGAAUUGGUUGGCCAUGGCUCCUCCUCUGGCUCCUCGAUCAAGCCUAAAACGUUCGUGGUUCUUGUAGCUACUGGAAGCUUCAAUCCUCCUACUUAUAUGCAUUUACGCAUGUUUGAAAUGGCAAAGGAUGCACUGGAAUCAGAGGGCCUUUGUGUUAUUGGAGGCUAUAUGUCUCCAGUUAACGAUGCAUACAAGAAAAGGGGCCUCAUUUCUUCGGAACAUCGAAUAAAGCUCUGCGAACUAGCAUGCCGAAGUUCAGAAUACAUCAUGGUCGAUCCAUGGGAGGCCAGUCAAAAUAGCUACCAACGCACGUUAACUGUUCUGUCUCGAAUCAAGACAUCACUGUGUGCCAGUGGAUUGGUACCCAAAGAAUCCCUGAAGGUGAUGCUUGCUUGUGGUUCUGAUUUGCUUGAAUCUUUUGCAACACCUGGAGUCUGGAUACCUGAUCAAGUUAAAACCAUAUGCCGAGAUUACGGUCUCAUUUGCGUUAGUCGAGAAGAACAAGAUAUCGAGAAAAUCAUAUCGGAUAAUGAAAUUCUGUACGAGAACAGGAGCAAUAUCAAAAUUGUAGAUCAAAUUAUACCCAACAUAAUAAGCUCCACCAGAUUAAGGGAUUGCAUUUCAAAAGGACUGUCAAUCAAAUAUCUUACUCCUGAUGAAGUUAUCGAGUAUAUAAGAGAGCAACAUUUGUACUUGAAUCCUCGAUGAUGCUUUAUGUUCGGUCGGAUGAAUAGAGGAUCAAUCGACUUGGAUUUUCAUGAGCGUUGGUGGGUCUUGGAGUGUCUGUCAAUGGCUCAGGUGCGUACUCGGGUCUACGUCAUAUUAGUUUUAAAAACAUUCUUACUUUAAAUCGGCCAUAAGUUAGAUUUUGAGUUAUUUUUGUUUAUCGAGUACAAAAAUGUAAAAGCGGGUAUUCGAAUGAUAAGACUUUUUGAUCAAUACAUGCUUACAUUAGUCGCAGAUGAAAA